Molecule: messenger RNA, 3096 nt
Organism: Rana temporaria (common frog)
Lineage: Eukaryota; Metazoa; Chordata; Amphibia; Anura; Ranidae
Product: synaptotagmin-1-like
Exons: 5
Coding region: 731-2233 (500 amino acids)
Biological process (GO): regulation of calcium ion-dependent exocytosis; regulation of dopamine secretion; calcium-ion regulated exocytosis
Cellular component (GO): synapse; axon
Molecular function (GO): calcium-dependent phospholipid binding; SNARE binding; calcium ion binding
Source: RefSeq, a predicted model, not a curated record
GCUACUUUACUACUAAUUUAUAAAAUGAAAGUAAUGAUUUGCAGAAUUUCAGUGAAUUCAGUCAAUCCUAGGACUCAUUCACCAUUUAAUAGAAGAGUUAUAGUGUGCAGUGCCAUCUGGCUGCUGACGGGUUAAAAGGAGCUUGGAUUUGCUUGACUGCUUUGAAAAAAAACAAAUUCAUUUUGACAAUGCGAUGCGGGGACAAGAAGAGCAAGGGCUGUUCUGGUUUAGUGGUGAUGGUUUUUCUCUACUAACUACUUGGAACAUCUGCAUCGGACCAAGAUCUAAGCAUACUUUAGAUUGAUCACCAUUCAAAUAUUACAACUUGCUCUGUGAUGGGUGAGAAAGCGCUCAGUAGACUGGCAAAAGGAGGGCACCUGAAUGCCACCCCCCCUUCUCCCAUGCAGCUGGUAUAGCAGGCUACAUUAUGCAGACUGUGGAAAGAGGAGGAACUUUAGACCUUGGCAGAAAGGCUCUUUUACCAUUGGCAUUAUCUGUUUUUGACAAGGUGACCUAUCUUCAUCGGAUCUGGUAAAAUUUGUAUUUGCAUAAAUGGAAUUAAAGUGUUAUUCCAAACACCAUAAUCAGUCACAAGUCUUCCCCCCAAAGAAGAGAAUGAAGGUCAAAACCUUUUUGAGAGGUUAUUUUAUCCAUUCAGAAAGCCACAGUAUGAAGAAUGUGUUGGAUUUCUCUGAGAAUUGUAUCAGUUAUAGCUACGGAGCAGUAAACCAUGAUGGACAGUGAGUGUGGGAUGGUGGAGGAGACAGAUGAGCAAACAUCCCCAUGGGCUGUGUGCCACUCAGUUGUCUUCUUCUGUUUCAAGGGUAUGAUAGAAGGUGUGGUGGUCUUUCUCUUCAUCUGGCUGCUGAUCCAAGUUCUUCUCAAUAAACAUCAAGAAGUCCAUUUGCAGAUACUCCUGGGAGCUGGAUUGGCCCUGCUGUGCUCCUGUCUUCUGUUGGGCUGUGCCAUCUGUUGGCACAAGAGACGAAGGCAGCAAUCUACAAGCAACCAUGAAAAUGACUCUGUACUGCAGGACAGUAAAAGCCUUGAGCUGUCUAAUAACUCAGAAAGGUCUAUUUCAGUGUCAGUAUACAAUCAAUACAAGACUCUGGAUGGGAACAUUACACCCAGAGGUGAUGAUGCACAAGCAGUUCAACAUGAUCAAAAUUCUAUAUCUGACAGAUCUAUUCAAGUUAGAGCAUCUCUGCCCAGUCUUUACCAGCUACCAAGAAAGACCAAACAUGUUUUGAAGCGCAGGAGCACUGUUUUUGGGGAUGGUACUUUAGAGGGUGAUCGUGCCAGUUUGGUGAAGAUGCCUUUCUCUCGUACUGAACCUGAUGGAUUCACAGGGGGUAAGCAGAAGAUUCAGCCACUUGUGCACUUUACCUUAUAUUACUCACUGAGUGAAGAAACUCUUACUCUGACUGUAACUGGCUUCUCCAACCUUCCAAAAAGGUUGCAUCGCAAGAAAGACUCAUUUGUCAGGGCCUAUCUGCUUCCUGGAUUUCUGGAGCCACAGUAUGGGCCAACAGAAGAUUCAGAUGGAGGACAAAGGUUUGAUUUCUUCAGAUACAGUCCAGAGAGUCUAAAAGAACGGACCCUGAGGCUAGCAGUAUAUUCACGGGAUCGGAACACUCGGAGGGAAGGUUUCAUUGGUGAAAUACUUUUCCCCUGUUCCCAGGUCGAUUGCAACUGUCAAGCAGCAUCUGAUUUCACAAGGGAUCUGUCAAUUACCAAGGCAAAGCUUAAGAAGAGUUUGAGCACUAUGGAUGUGUUUUCCUCUCCUACGUCCACCUUCAAAUAUCCAGGACAGAUACUGGUCCUACUGCAGCAUCAGUCACUGGCCAGUCGUAUCAAAGUGAUGGUACAGAAGGCAGAAAGCCUGGGCAAACUUACACGUAUUCCUGGAGCACCAGACCACUUUGUGAGCAUACGACUGAUCCAAGACAAGGAGGUAGUAGUUAUAAAGGAGACACGGGCAGUGUCAGGCUCCUCCCCUGUGUGGAAUGCUCCGUUCCUCUUUGAUGUCCCUCUGGAAGCCAUGCAGAGUCAAAGUCUGUGUCUGGAGUUCCUAAUUAUGCAGGGUCGAAUUUAUAAUCGUGCCCAAAUUCUUGGACGUGUAUUAAUUGGUGCUGGGUCACCCGAGGCUGGUAUGGCUCACUGGCAGGAGAUGUGUAACAAAUCACCUGUGGAAUGUUCCCGUUGGCAUGUGCUGCAGGCAGAUGUAUCCUAGUGGACUUUUGGGGACCAUAACUUGGAUGAUCCAUCAAUUCAUAAGAGCGGAGACAUUAAAGAAGAACUUCAAAGAUUUUUAUUGGGUCUACAAUGGCUACAUAAUCUUUUUAGAAAAGCGAAACCAUCUGGUGAAUUCUGAAUUUUCAUUCUCAUAUUAGAAUUGUUCUUCUACUCAGCAUGUUACAUCACUAGAAUUACUAACUGGAAGAACACAGCUCUAAUAAUGCAAUGUGGGCUCCCAGUAAGCUGUGCUGAUAAGGAGCAUGAUAAAGGACAGUCAACAUAGACACAAAAAUAUGAGGAUGACAUGUACUGGACUUCAAAUGUGAUGACCACCCAUUGCAACAAAUGUAGUUAAAAGUGUUAGUUGGUUGUAUUUAGUAAUUUAAUUUGCUGCUAGCUAUAAGACAGUAUCCUGAUUUUCGUGUAUUUUCCUUUAGGAAAUCUUGUGAAUUUAUAACUCUAGCUAAGCUAUUAUAUUACCAAUGCCUGUAGAUAUGGUGUUCUAGCUGAACCUCUUGGAUCACAUACUGUAUUAAUAUAAAUUGAACAUAAAAUCAUCCAAUGGCUAUGCACCAAUUGGGAAACUUUGCUUUACAUAAGCACUUAUGCUCACAAGUGGUGUCUGCGUUUAUUUGUAUAUACUGUAAGUAACAUGUAUAUUUGUAAAGCCAUCAUGUAAAAAUAUACAUAACAGAAAUAUUUAAUACACUAAAUCCAGUAAGACUAUAUACUGUUUUAAGGUAACAAUCUCUUGCUAUAAAUAUAAUUGUACUGCAUCUGACAUGUUCUGCCAUAAAACGGACAAUAUCGUGUCCAUUUACAUUGCCAUAACUAAUAAGUAAAACAUGUUUUUCUUUA